This is a messenger RNA of Morus notabilis, 429 nucleotides long. RefSeq names its product late embryogenesis abundant protein 18. The record is from RefSeq and is a predicted model, not a curated record. The transcript has 2 exons. NCBI's taxonomy places the organism in Eukaryota, Viridiplantae, Streptophyta, Magnoliopsida, Rosales, Moraceae. Bases 1 to 429 code for a protein of 142 amino acids. Gene Ontology annotation, biological process: embryo development ending in seed dormancy.
AUGCAAUCUGGAAAGGAGAAGAUCAGCAACAUGGCUAGUGCUGCCAAGGAGCACGUAGAAGUUUAUAAAGCCAAAGUCGAAGAGAAGUUGGAGAAAGCAGCAGCGAGGACAGAGGAAGAGAAAAAGAUAGCAGAAGAGCGGAAAAAGGCCAAGGAAGCCGAAGCCAAGAAGGAGUUGCAUGAGGCCAAGGCCAGGCAUGCAGCUGAGAAGUUAAGCCACAAGCAAGCACAUCUUCGUCACCAUGGCCAUGCCGCUGGCCACCCCACUGACCAUCCUCUUUACGGCGAAACCGCUGCCGCCACUGCCACCGCUGCCGCGCCAGUCUCCGGGCAGAAUGAGCCCGUGGUUGGGACACAUGGCCACCACCACGGGGCCACUGCGCCAACUUACCCCUUGGGCACGCAACUUCAAAGGAACAAGCGCUUGUAG